Molecule: messenger RNA, 1761 nt
Organism: Fusarium graminearum PH-1
Lineage: Eukaryota; Fungi; Ascomycota; Sordariomycetes; Hypocreales; Nectriaceae
Product: phosphate-repressible phosphate permease
Exons: 4
Coding region: 1-1761 (586 amino acids)
Biological process (GO): phosphate ion transmembrane transport
Cellular component (GO): membrane
Source: RefSeq, a predicted model, not a curated record
AUGGUGCUUCAUCAGUACGAUUACAUCUUUGCCCUCGGCACCAUCUUUUCUUUCCUUGAUGCCUGGAACAUCGGUGCCAACGAUGUCGCCAACUCGUGGGCUACAUCGGUCUCAUCCCGAUCCAUCAGCUACCUCCAGGCCAUGACCCUUGGUUCCAUCCUCGAAUUUGCUGGAUCCGUCGGUGUCGGUGCUCGUGUCGCUGAUACCAUCCGUACCAAGGUCGUCGACCUGGACCAGUUCGAGUCCGACCCCGCCCUUCUUAUGCUCGGUAUGAUGUGCGCCAUCGCCGCCUCUUCGAUCUACCUCACCUUCGCCACUCGCAUCGGUCUUCCUGUCUCGACUACUCACUCCAUUAUGGGUGGUGUUAUUGGUAUGGGUGUUGCUCUCGUCGGUGCUGAGGGUAUCCACUGGGCUGAACUGGACAAGGGAAUCAGCUCUGGUGUUGUCUCAGUUUUCCUGGCUUGGAUCAUUGCCCCUGGUCUGUCUGGUGCUUUUGCCGCUAUUAUCUUCCUUAUCACCAAGUACGGUGUCAUGCUUCGAAGCCAGCCUGUCUGGAAGGGUCUCUUCCUUACUCCCGUCUACUUCGGUAUCACUGCUUCUCUGCUUACCAUGCUCAUCGUCUGGAAGGGUGGCAGCAUUGAGAUCACCUUUACUGACGCCGAGACUGUUGGCAUGAUCAUUGGUGUCGGUGCUGCUUGGGCUCUCAUCAUUUCCAUCUUCCUCCUCCCUUGGCUCUACCGCAUCGUCAUCUGUGACGACUGGCAGCUUCGAUGGUGGCACAUCAUCCAGGGCCCUCUUCUUCUUAAGCGCCCUCCCCCUCCUGCCCAGCCCGAUGGUGCUGAAGGUGGUAUCAAGGAUUUCUACGAGGGGCAUAUGACCAAGGAAGAGCUUUCCGAGCUUCGCCGCGCCGGCCGUGAGGGUAGUGACGAGUUUGUCCGCGCCCAGGACCAGACCAGCAACGAAGGCAAGGAGAGUUCUACCGAGAACAAGGUCAUGACUCCUCCUUCAGAGGGCACCGAUGACGCUGCUGAGCGCGUGGAACCCAAACCCCGACGCAGCCUCAUCGGAGAGAAGCCUGAAGGCCGUCUUUUCAGCGGUGCUGUCUUGUUCUGGUACCUCAAGAAGGCUUUCCUCUCUGGUGUCGACCAGGAUAUCCUUGCCAUGCAAAACAAGAAGAGCAUUCUUACCGGCGAUCUUGACGAGAUCCACUCUAACGUUGCUCACUACGACAAUCGCGCCGAGUACCUGUACACAUUUAUGCAAGUCAUGACUGCUUGUACUGCCUCUUUCACUCACGGUGCGAACGAUGUCGCCAACGCCAUUGGUCCUUAUGCUACUAUCUACCAAAUCUGGAGAACUGGCACUCUUGACGGUAGCAAGUCCGAAGUUCCCGUCUGGAUUCUUUGCUUCGGUGGUGCUGGUAUUGCUCUUGGUAUCUGGACUUAUGGAUACAACAUCAUGCGCAACCUUGGUAACCGUCUGACUCUCCACUCGCCUUCUCGAGGUUUUAGUAUGGAGCUUGGUGCCUGUAUCACAGUCAUCCUUGCCACCCGUCUUAAGCUCCCUGUCUCAACUACCCAGUGUAUCACCGGUGCCACCGUCGGUGUCGGUCUCUGUUCCGGCACUUGGCGCUCUAUCAACUGGCGCAUGGUUGCUUGGAUUUACAUGGGCUGGAUGAUUACCCUUCCUGUUGCUGGUAUUAUUUCUGGCUGCAUCUGCGGUAUUAUUAUCAACGCUCCUCGCUGGGGCUACAGUGGUUAA